Molecule: messenger RNA, 5669 nt
Organism: Trichophyton rubrum CBS 118892
Lineage: Eukaryota; Fungi; Ascomycota; Eurotiomycetes; Onygenales; Arthrodermataceae
Exons: 1
Coding region: 1-5082 (1693 amino acids)
Cellular component (GO): Swr1 complex
Molecular function (GO): ATP-dependent chromatin remodeler activity; ATP binding; histone binding
Source: RefSeq, a predicted model, not a curated record
AUGCAAAACGGCACGCCGAACGGCAGGGGACACAGUCGCGAUACUUCGACUCCUGAACACGAUCGCGACCUUCAACGCAUAGCCAGCCCUUCGACGCCCGCGGAUACUCCCUCCCAACAGCCACGGCGAGACUCGAAUAAUAACGGCGUCGCGAAACACGACCAGCUUAAUGGGAUUAAUGGACCGCCAUCGAAGCGGCGGAAGCUUGCGGGUACUUCAGGGAGAAGCACACCACGACCACCUUCUCCGCCAUGGAAACGCGCCGGAUUCGAUGGACCUACCUCAUUUAUGGAAGACGGCAAGCGGCGGUCGACCAGAACAAACAUGAUACCUAUCGAGAUGUUGCCCGAGGGUGAUCCGCGACGUACACAGUCACCGGUGCACAAGGGACCUGUUAACAAGACAAUUCAGAGCUGGAGUCAGGGACGUGGCAGCUCUGCUUCGCCCACCGUGGCUGCAAGACCAGAGAUAAAUGGUAGACGUGUGCUCGGAGGCAGCAAUUCCAAUAAUGGCAUGGAUCCAGCUACUUCUCCAAAUGGUACCUCCAGACGCGCAGUUAUAUCUAAAGCGGCUUCAGGAUUUGCGAAAAGUGCCUCUCAGCUUCAACCUUUAUCCCAGCGGCGCGUCUCUGACAUUACACGAUCCUCUAACACUGUUGGCUCGAAUUCUCCGUCAGAUCCUCCACCGAAGCGUAAACCAGGAAGGCCCCGGAGAAGGCAGAGUGACGGCGCAGGGGUUGUGAAGCAAGAGAAUUGGGACCAGCAGCGCUGGAGUCGGUCCGAGGUGAGGGACAGAGACGAUGGAGCAGCCCAGAAGCUCCCGAGACUUCGGUUCCGCGUAAAAAUGCCUUCGUUAGAAGUCCAGCAUCCCUCGCACAUCCUCCCUCCUAAAAAGUACUCAUCCUUCUACGAAUGGCUAUAUAAGACUACACCCGGUGAUGAAGAUACCCAUUUCUCUACUCCGCAGGAGGCCCUUCAGGAGGCUCAGGUUCGCUUACGGCUACAGGAGGCAGGAAAGCCUAACCAAGUCCUGAGCAAAGAACGCUGCUCAUUUUACCUAACGGAUCCUGAAGAGCUCCCUCCCCGUCAAUAUUCACACCAAGACCACUUUGUAGCCCACGCAUUAUACUUCAAAAAGCUACUUGACAAGGAGCGUAAGCACCAUAGAAACCUUGCUAGGUUAUUUGCACACUGGUGUGCAGAUGCAUGGAAAAAGCGAAACAAGGCUCCCGAAGAUAUUCUCAAAGAACAACACAAUGAACUCCGCCAGAAACGUCGACAGUUAAUUAAGGAUCUGCAACGGCAGUUCGAUCUAGUCCGCGCUGAAGUUGAUAAUGCCAGGCUAGCUAUUUGGGAACAAGAGCGUAAGAUGGAAGAACAGCUCGCCUUGAAUAAUGCCUUGAAGAAAUCAACAGCCUUAUUUGAGAGGAGGAGAUCAGAUCGGAUUGGAACAGGCGAACUAGAAGAUGAGGAAGAUGAGACUGACGAGGGAGAAACCGCAUCUAGCAAAACUGAAGAUUCUGGAGAUGACAGUAACAUGUCAUCUUCAGGCUCAGAGCCUGAAAGCGAUCAAGGGCUGGAUGACAAUGAUGAUGAACAACUAAGCCCGGAAGCCCUUCGUGCAAAGUAUGCGAAUCUUGCGGCUAUGGACGUUUCCGUGCUCUCUGGUGGCUCUAGCGAUGAGAGUGAUGACGGAGAAGUAAAUGAGAAUGAGGACCAAGAUGAAGAUGAAGAAGAGAACCAAGAUGAAGACGGAGAAGCUACGCCUGGUGAGGGUAGCUAUGUCAAAGAAACAUUAAGGGACAAAUUUUCCCCAACUGGGGAGCAAGAGCAAAGCUAUGUCAAGCUAGAGGAGGUCGAUCCCCUCCUACUCGAUGAGUCCGAUGAGUCCACUGACAUGGACGACGAUAUGAGUGAUAGUGAUGUAGGGGUCGAAGAGGGAUACACUGAUGAUGUCAGUGAUAGUGAGGAAAGCGAUGUGAAUGACCAUGGUGGAGGAGGUUUGUUAGGCUUUUUUUCCAAAGCCGAAACCAUCAUCCCAAACGGCACUAAAGCUUCUGAAAACACCACUCAAGACGCCAAUAGUCCGGCUGCAAACUGUGUCUCCAGCACUAAUGACAAUACAGACAUAAGUGACAAGCAGGCUCACGUUAUGACGAAAUGCCCGGAAAAGGAGUCUGAUGACGACGAUACCCCAAUGUUGGACACUGAUCUAGGAGAGACAACGACUCUGGCACCAGGCACAAAUGGUAAUACCAUAGAUAACCAGGCAUUUACCAAAGCGACUUCGGAGGAGCAGCAGAAUCCGACGACCCAGGUUGGGAGUCCUAAAGAUACCGAUGCCGGGGAAACAGCGUCAGCCCUCGAAAAGACUGGUAUCAAGACACCUAUCCCCCAUCUUCUCCGAGGAAAGCUGCGCGAAUACCAGCACUUUGGCCUUGACUGGCUAGCUGGCCUAUAUGCUAGCAAUAUAAACGGCAUUCUUGCAGACGAGAUGGGUUUAGGGAAAACAAUUCAGACAAUAGCACUUCUGGCUCAUUUAGCUGUCGAGCAUGAAGUCUGGGGCCCACACCUCAUCAUAGUUCCAACAAGUGUCAUGCUAAAUUGGGAGAUGGAGUUCAAAAAGUGGUGUCCGGGUUUUAAGAUACUUACUUAUUAUGGCACCCAGGAAGAGCGAAGGCAGAAGCGAAAAGGUUGGAUGGACAAUGACCGUUGGCACGUCUGCAUUACUUCAUACCAACUUGUCCUUCAGGAUCAGCAAAUUUUCAGACGACGAAACUGGCACUAUAUGGUGCUUGAUGAAGCCCACAAUAUCAAAAACUUCCGGUCUCAAAGAUGGCAAACAUUGCUUACUUUCAAGACUCAGGCAAGGCUGCUACUUACGGGGACACCACUACAGAACAACUUGACAGAACUAUGGUCACUUCUAUUCUUCCUCAUGCCAUCAGAUGAAGACGGGAACGGCAUUGAAGGGUUUGCAGAUCUCCGGAAUUUCUCAGAAUGGUUCCGUCGCCCCGUCGAACAAAUCUUAGAGCAUGGAAGAGAAACGAUGGAUGACGAGGCCAAAGCAGUCGUUUCGAAACUGCAUACCAUUUUAAGACCGUAUAUUCUGCGGCGUCUUAAGGUGGAUGUUGAGAAACAAAUGCCAGCAAAAUACGAGCAUGUUGUUGCCUGCCGCUUAUCAAAACGCCAGAGAUAUCUUUACGAUGGAUUUAUGUCUCGAGCUCAAACGAAGGAGACCCUAGCUUCUGGGAACUAUCUUUCCAUCAUCAACUGUCUGAUGCAGCUUCGGAAAGUCUGCAACCAUCCCGACCUGUUUGAGACACGGCCGAUCAGUACAUCGUUUGCCAUGCCCGGCUCUGUUGUGUCAGAUUUCGAAAUUAAAGACCUUCUUAUUCGUCGACGAUUGCUGAAGGAAGAUGCGUUGGAGAAGCUGGAUUUUGACUUCUUGAAUCUUGCUCCGAUCUCUCGGGAACAGGGCUCAAAGAUGUUGGUGGAAGACUGCGCCCGGAUCAUGGCAUACAACCCAUUGACUUCUCUUCGACAGCGACAAUAUAACCGGACAAACUGGGAUAUGAGCUUCGACGGAUCCACUGUCCAGUCAACCUUACGCUCCAUGGACAACAACGCUCGGAAGUCCCGUAUGAAGGAGCUGGAAAGAUGUCUGUACUUCGAAUCCAAGCGCCAUGGCCAACGUCCGAUGUAUGGCCAGAGCCUUAUCGACAACCUUACCAUUGUUGUUCCCCUACAGCCAGAAACCAGGCAUCGACCGCCACGAAAAUUACUCCUCGACUGGCUCUCGAAUAAGUCCUUGGUACUUGCCUCUAUGAUACGAUCCGUGGAAUCAAGAUCGCUAAUGAUGGAACCAUUGGUACAAAAGUUCGCAUGUCUUACCCCAGCUGCUGUCGCCCAUGGAGUUACAGCAGCUACACUCACACCCAUCACAUCACGCUACUUCACUCUUUCACAACGAAUUCCUGCAUAUGACCCGUUUCAUGAGGCACAAAUGCGACUAUCAAUUGCCUUUCCGGACAAGCGAUUACUGCAAUACGAUUGUGGGAAACUUCAGCAGCUUGAUAAACUACUUCGGAAACUCCAGGCUGGUGGUCACCGAGCUUUGAUCUUCACCCAGAUGACCAAAAUGUUGGACAUUCUAGAGCAGUUCUUAAAUAUUCAUGGUCAUCGGUACCUCCGACUAGAUGGCUCUACAAAGAUAGAACAGCGGCAACUCUUAACGGAGCGGUUUAACAAUGAUACACGUAUAUUGGCAUUCAUUCUUUCAAGUCGUUCGGGUGGUCUAGGCAUCAAUUUAACAGGAGCAGACACCGUCAUAUUUUACGACUUGGAUUGGAAUCCGGCGAUGGACAAACAAUGUCAGGACCGCUGCCACCGGAUUGGUCAAACCCGAGAUGUGCACAUCUACAGGUUUGUCUCUGAAUACACGAUUGAGUCCAAUAUCCUACGUAAAGCAAACCAGAAAAGGAUGUUGGAUGAUGUGGUGAUACAAGAAGGAGAGUUCACUACCGAUUAUCUCAAUAGGCUCGACAUCAGCGGUAUACUAGGCGACGAAGAGUUGGGCGAAGGCCAUGACGAGGCUGGUGCAGCCAUGGAUAGGGUCCUGGAUACCAAGGUUCAUGGGACUUCAUCACGCAUUUUCGAGCAAGCUGAGGAUAAGGAAGACAUCGACGCUGCGAAGACGGCCGAAAAAGAGCUUGAGCAGACUGUUGACGACAGUAACUUUGACAAUGUUAGCACUCCACAGACACCCGCAGCAGCACGAGGACAGCAGCAGUCAACUACCCAAAGCCUGCUGGGGACCCCUGCACCCAUCGAACCAGGCGAGUAUGAACGCUCUGUAUCACACGCAAACGGCAGUACAUAUCCGGUUUCAGUCUCCGCAACCCCCGAUGACCGCCGUCCCGUUGAAGUUGAUGAUUCUGAAUCCCACGUUGGCCAUAUCGACGACUACUUGCUUCGCUUUAUGGAGUGGAACCUCAGAAACGAGCCACUCGUGCUUCCGGCCGAUAAGCAAAGAAAGAAGUCCAAGAGAGGAAGAGAGCAUCGCAUUCGGAGGAAGAGAUAGAUUCCUAACGGCAGUCUGCAAGGAGGACAUCUCAUAUUUCUCGCCGGUGGGCUCCACUACCGUCAUCAUUAUGGAAUCAUGGUAUCAAAACAAAUACGGCCCUGCGCCUCAGGGAAAUCCACAACAAAAGCAAAAAUAUUUCCCCGUCACAUUGCCUUGGUCAACCAACACUGUGUAGAGCGCAUCACUUAUGCACUAUGUUUCUUUUUGGUCUUGUUUUCGUUUCUCUCACCUUAUCUAUACACUGACUAGCUACCUAGUUGGUAUGCAGCGAGGUUCGAGACAACUGACGCAUCGUGAGGUGCAUUGGAGGGUUUUCAUCCAUUCAGCUGUAUUUCUUCUUCUCCCUUCCUCCUCACCCAUCGAUAUGCCGCAUUGCUCGCUCCUUGUCUAUUGAUAUCACUUUUUGCACUUCUUCAUUCUCCACCACUGUCUUAAUAACGUUAUUCAACUACACCCAUUUAGUAUUUCAAUUUCACCACCACUGGCCAUUCUGCUCGUCCUUUUGUUUUAUUCUCCGCUCCACGAGCUAAUGUGGACUUUCUUGUAUGGUUACACGAUUGACCACUGCUGUCCUCGUCUCCCGC